Xiphophorus maculatus (southern platyfish) is the source of this 6102-nucleotide messenger RNA. RefSeq names its product midline 2 (gene mid2). The record is from RefSeq and is a predicted model, not a curated record. NCBI's taxonomy places the organism in Eukaryota, Metazoa, Chordata, Actinopteri, Cyprinodontiformes, Poeciliidae. The coding region runs from base 559 to 2868 and encodes 769 amino acids. Gene Ontology annotation, molecular function: zinc ion binding; protein binding. The transcript has 12 exons.
UGCGCACAGCGCGAGUUUGGUGCGCGGGCAUGGAGCAGCGGUGAAACCGAUCCCAGCUGCUGCCUUGUAGGGGAAUGAGAGCUAUUCCUGUCCCCCUGUGGGCUGGUCACGUGUCCUCCAGGGAGCGUUUGGCUUGGGGACCACGUCGGGAGAGAGUGUAAGCGCACCGUUGCGCACAGCUGAGUUGGAGAGUAACGACAUCCUCGAGAAGCGUUGACGGUCUGACGCGGAGGAACCACGACCAGUUUUGUUUUGGGGCGUAGUCAUAAUAAUAAUAAUAAUACUCCACGGGUUCUACUCACCCACUGCUACUAUGUGGGUGAUCCCUAAGUCAUUGCUUCGUUAAAACUUCUCAGUGUAAGAAACUGUGAUCUCCACGGCGAGCUUCUUCUCCUUCUUCCUCCUCUUCAAGUCGACAUCCAGAGCUGUCACGGCAAGCGGAGGCCAUCAGUGCCCACGGUGAUCCUGCUCAGUGCUAACUAGUCUGCAUCCAAGACCUCAGGUAACUGGCCAGCUUCCGUGGGAUUUGAUGUCACCUUUAGAUUGGUUUAACUGAAGAUGGAAACACUGGAGUCUGAGCUGACGUGCCCGAUCUGCCUGGAGUUGUUUGAAGAUCCUCUGCUCUUGCCCUGUGCCCACAGCCUUUGCUUUAACUGUGCCCACCGCAUCCUGGUGUCUCAUUGCUCCACCAGCAAACCCCUCGAGUCCAUCUCCGCCUUUCAGUGCCCCACGUGUCGUUACGUCAUCACGCUGAAUCACCGCGGCCUGGAGGGCCUUAAGCGCAAUGUGACGUUGCAAAACAUCAUUGACCGCUUUCAAAAGGCCUCCCUCAGCGGCUCCAACUCCCCCACUGAGAGCCGGCGGCUGCAGACGCAGCGGCCCUACACCGCCACCAUUAGUGGCACGAUAGCUGGAACGAUCGGUGGCGGCGGCGGUGGAACAGGUGGAGGAAGUGCCCGUGGCAGCCCAGCCACUUCAAGCCACUCCCACCCGCACCCCAACCACACCAAUCACGCCAACCACACAAACGCAAACCACAGCCCAGCUGUUGUGGUGAAGAUGGAUCCAAGGAUCAGCUGCCAGUUCUGUGAACAGGAUCCGCCUCGCGAGGCUGUUAAGACGUGUGUUACGUGUGAGGUGUCGUACUGCGACCGAUGCCUGCGUGCAACACACCCGAACAAAAAGCCUUUCACCAGCCACCGCCUGGUGGAGCCAGUACCAGACACUCACCUCCGGGGCCUGACCUGCCUGGAACACGAGAACGAGAAGGUCAACAUGUACUGCUUGGUGGAUGACCAGCUUAUCUGUGCCCUCUGCAAGUUGGUGGGUCGUCACAGAGACCACCAGGUGUCUUCGCUCACAGAUCGCUUUGACAAGCUCAAGGCUUAUCAGGUGAGCCCGGGCAGAGUGUCAGAUGCAGUAAUGGAGGCUUCAAAGACAAGCGCUGCGCAAACUCUGGAGAACAACCUGACCAACCUGGUGAAGAGGAACAGUGAACUGGAGAAUCAAAUGGCCAAGCUCAUUCAGAUCUGCCAGCAGGUUGAGGUAAAUACAGCCAUGCAUGAAGCUAAGCUGGUGGAGGAGUGUGAUGAGCUGGUGGAAAUCAUCCGCCAGAGAAAACAGGUCAUCGCUGUCAAGAUUAAAGAGUCCAAGGUGAUGAAACUGCGCAAGUUGGCUCAGCAGAUUGCAAACUGUCGCCAAUGCUUGGAGCGCUCCAGUGCCCUCAUCACCCAGGCUGAGCAGAGCCUAAAGGAGAACGACCAUGCACGCUUCCUUCAGUCUGCCAGGAACGUGGCAGAGAGGGUAGCGAUGGCGACGGCCUCCUCCCAGGUACUCAUCCCUGAUGUGAACUUGAAUGAAGCAUUUGAUAACUUUGCCCUUGACUUUUCCCGAGAGAAGAAGAUAUUAGAGGGUCUAGAUUACCUAACAGCGCCCAACCCGCCAUCCAUCAGGGAUGAGCUGUGCACCGCCUCCCAUGACACCAUCACCGUUCACUGGACGUCAGAAGACGAGUUCAGCGUCACCUCCUAUGAGCUGCAGUACACCAUCUACACUGGCCAGACAAAUUUCAUCAGUCUGUACAACUCAGCAGACAGCUGGAUGAUUGUACCGAACAUCAAGCAGAACCACUACACGGUGCAUGGCCUGCAGAGUGGCACCCGUUAUAUCUUCUUCGUCAAGGCUAUCAACCAGGCGGGAAGCCGCAACAGUGAGCCAGCCCGCCUCAAAACCAACAGUCAGCCAUUCAAGUUAGACCCGAAGACCGCCCACAAGAAGCUCCGCCUGUCCAACGACUGCCUGACCAUGGAGAAGGACGAGAGCUCGCUGAAGAAGAGCCACACGCCGGAACGGUUCAGCGGCACCGGCUCGUAUGGAGCUGCCGGGAACGUCUUCAUUGACAGCGGUUGCCACUACUGGGAGGUGCUGCUGGGAGCAUCCACAUGGUAUGCCAUCGGCGUUGCUUACAAAUCAGCUCCGAAAAAUGAGUGGAGCGGCAAGAACUCGUCCUCGUGGGUGUUCUCGCGCUGCAACAACAACUUCAUGGUGCGGCACGACGGUAAGGAGAUGCUGGUGGAGGCGAGCCUGCAGCUGCGGCGGCUCGGUGUCCUCCUGGACUACGACAACAAUUCGCUGUCCUUCUACGACGCCAUGAAUUCCCAGCACAUUCAUACUUUCGAAAUCUCCUUCCUCCUGCCUGUUGUACCCACUUUUAUGAUCUGGAACAAGUCAGUCAUGAUUCUCUCAGGACUACCUGUCCCAGAUUUUGUCGAUGGGGUGGCUACAGAUCUCCAAGAGCAGCAGCAGCAGCAAAUGGGUCUGUGUCGACAGGAAUCGCCGUACUUGACGGGGAUGAAAACCUGCCACUGACUAAGCUUGCGACAGAAGAGUGGAUUAGGACCUGACAGACACUGACGGCUUGACUGAGCUUUGCUCUGAUCCUCAAGAAGGAAUGGGUGACUGUCUGAAAGCAUUGGAAAAAUGUUACUCCUGUUAGUUUGUAGCCACUCUGUGUUUUGCAUAUUCAUCUAGCUUACAGGAAAGGUCUGUUUGACUGAAAAGAUCAAUGUGUGUUAAGUUCAUCAAAUGCCCUGCAGUCACUGUCAAAGGCAGCUUGAGCAGGACGGGAUUCCUGGUUUUCAGAACCAUUUUAGGCCCUUCUGUUUUUAUUUCUUUUUCUUCCUUUGACCCCCUCGGCAGGAGAUCAAGGUGAAAAUCGUUCAAGUUUAAAGUUUCAAGAUAGAGCUAGCGGGAUUAAGUCUCAUUAACUUAAUCAUGAAAAGUCUUAUUUUUAAAUUGUGAAAUUUUUCGUGCAACAGGAGCAAAUACAUCGGCAUACCACCAACAGGUGCAUCUUAGUAAAUUAUAACACCACUCUUUAAAAGCUUAAAAUGAUUCUAGAAACAUAAAUGUCUGCCUCCUCCUCCUGGAGCAGUGAGUGGCAUGAAAUUGAUGCUGUACACAUGAAGGCUGCAGAUUUCUUCCCCAUUCUCAUUCUGCCCAUUUUCUCUCAUGACUAUGGAUAAUGAGAGCAUAAUCUUUAAUAGCUUUUAUAAAUAUAGAUUUUUGGCCUCCUGAGGAGAAAUGUAUAAUAAUACAUAUUUGAACUCAGCUCAUCUGUGUUGUUAGGCCUGAUAUUUAUCAUCUUCCUCUAAACCUAAAGCCAACAGAAAGAAAGUCGUAUGGAUUUCAAAGUUUGCUCAGCCACCAAAUCAUCACUGUGGAGCUUUAGAGAUGACCUCAGUAAAACUUAUGAUUUCUGAUUUUUUUUUUUUUAAAAAUGUCACUUUGAAAUUUCUUUUUAUUUAAUUAUUUAAAUUACUGGAAUAAAUUUCCCAACAUCAAUUACAUAACGAUGUUAUAAUUCACUGAGACACACCUGUAUAGUACAGCUUCCAGAAAAUAAGCAUAUUCUUCCACACCUUAGUCCAAAACUGCAAAAAGAUUAAAUAUUUUGUUUGUUGUAAAUUUGGAUGCCAAUUUAUAACAGUGAUUUGAAUAAGUGAUUGCAAUUUACUUGUAAAUACUUGUUUUCUGUGUCCUUGGUAGCUGUAACUUAGCUUUCCUAAAGCCUUCUCCUCGUUCUUCCUCCUAGAUUUAUCCCAUCAGCCCUGUUUGUGUGAGUGGGUCCAAACUUCCAGGUUCCAGGAAGCUUUAACGUUGCUCCCAGAUUUUGUUUCUACAACAUCACAGGGAGCAGAUUUGCAUCAUGUGACUACUCUGUUUGUAAGAUAAGAGACUUAUUGGACACAAGAAAACAAAAGUAGUAUUUAUAGAAAGGAAGAUGGUUUAACUUUAUUUUAACGUUACAAAAUAUUCAUGAUGCACUUUUUGAACUUGACAUCAUUUGCCCUCUGUGUUGUAAAGUAGAGCUAGAAGUGAGUGGCAGGUUACAGUGGGGAGGAUAAGUGAAAGAAAACACUGUGUUAAAUUAUGUUUACCAUUAAAAUGAGUGUGGUGCAGAAAAAUGCUGACAACUUUUCAGGCAACUCUUAUUGUUGCGCAGAGCAAAAUAUAACAAUGAAAAGAUCUUUAAUUCCUCAUUGCACUUUGAAACAGCAUACAGUAAAGUUAGCUUUCUUUGGAAAAGGGAUGUGAUUUUUAUCUAAAUGUUGAUAAAUUAACAACUUUUUUUUUACUCUGAUAUUAAAUUUUCAGGGCUGAAGAGGGUUAACACUUGCUAUUUGUUGCAGUGUCACGGCAUGACUGUGUUUUCCUCCACAUAUGUGCACAUUUUAACACCACAUAAUGCUCCAUGUCACAAACAGUGCAUGCAGCAUUAUCAGAUCACAGGAGCUCACUGGGAAGUUCACUACAUAUAGUUUCAUUGUUCAUCAUACAGCAGAUUAACUCCAGUUAUUCUUCGCUAUUCACAUUUAGUUAUAGCUCGAGGUGUUCAUAAGUUGUUGGGGGUUUUUUGUUAGGUUUCAAGGCUUAGUGUGUGUUUUUUCUGGUUUGACAUUCAGGUAGCAGUGCUGACCCAGACAAUCAAUGUGUAUUAUACUGUAGUUUAGGCAGAUUAAAGAGGUUGCACAGAGGAAAAAGCUGACAAAAAACUGACACUGGAUGUUGGGUAAAUGAAAAAAUAUCUAUAUGUAAGUAGUCUUUUAAAACUGAUCACACCAUAUGAGAAUUUUGCAUUGACUCUCAUUUGCCAUUUUCUAUUCUGACAACUUUCGAUGUCAUUGUGUCCGAAAGUCUGUGAGGCAAGAAAACAUUGGUUUAAAUGUUUUCCCAUCUCAUGUAUUAAAAAGGUUUUUCGUUGAUUUUAUGGAACCACAAACAUCCAGCAGUUUACCUAUCAGCUGUGCAAGAGUUGUCAGAAUUGCACCGGAUCAGCGAUCAUUUAAAGAAGGCCUUGAUGGUUAGAGAUGACCCACUUAAGAUGCAGCAGAGUGGGAAAUCUGUCAGGCUUCUGCUAAGUUUCUUUUGAUUUUCAAAUAUCCAUCAGUCUUGUGGAAUAAUGUCCGUCGCAGACUUGACCGCGCAUUGAUUUGGGAGGACGAGCUCAGUGUGUGUACUUGGCCAGGUUACUGCAUGAAUAUGUGACCUUGUUGAAGGUUCAGAAAACUUUUCCUGUCAAAACAAACAUUCAAUCUUUGUUUAUUGCUUUUUUGUUUUUAAGGAAAAAAGAAACGAGACAACUACACAAAGUUGCCAUCGCCGUGCAUAUCAGAUUGUUUGCAGUGCUUCUUUUUUGUGUCACAAGUCAGUACAGUAAAAUAUAUUUACGGUGAAUGACUUUCAAUAGCUUCCCACUCCUCGUAGUGCCGUGUUUAUACCCUAGAGACAAUGCAAUAGAUUCUUCUUUUUGCUUUCCUUUUCAGUAGCUUUGGGACUUUUUUGUUUUUUUCUUUUAUACAACGGAAAAGAAAAGUGCUCCUCUCCUUCAUGGCACUGGGACCUUAAAAAGCAGCACAAACAGAGUGGCUUUGCCUUCAUGCAAUGCUUUCUGUUUCCAUAGAUAUAACUGAAAUACUUUUAGCCAGAGAGGAAUGUAAAUCAGAGGGGGAAAUAUAUAUUAUAUAAAGUUGUAUAAUGUACAAAAUAUAUAUGAACCAAUGUUAUUUAUGUGAAUUUGAGUCCAAUAAAAAGUCUGAUCCC